Molecule: messenger RNA, 1191 nt
Organism: Aspergillus ochraceoroseus IBT 24754
Lineage: Eukaryota; Fungi; Ascomycota; Eurotiomycetes; Eurotiales; Aspergillaceae
Exons: 2
Coding region: 1-1191 (396 amino acids)
Biological process (GO): transmembrane transport
Cellular component (GO): membrane
Molecular function (GO): transmembrane transporter activity
Source: RefSeq, a predicted model, not a curated record
AUGUCAAUCGCCGUGGAACCUGAGAGACCCUCGGCGGCGGCCGAUGUGGAAUACCAGCUCCCGACCGGAGAUGAGAAAACCCAAGCGACACCAGCGGUGAUAGAGUCGUCUUCGCCAGAGGAGGAUGUUGGUGGGGAGCAGGCGCGACAAGGAAAACGAUGGCCCCUGUUUGAGUAUAUGAAGACCCGCGAUUUCUGGAUUCUGCUGGCCAUGGGUCAAGUUAUCGCGUUAGCCAACAUUAGUUCCUCCACCUUCUCCUCGCUUUUGUCCAACGAGGGCACCAGCAUCCCCGCCUUCCAAACCCUAUGGAAUUACGUCCUUCUCAAUUUGGUCUACACGAGCAUCACCCUCUACAAGUACGGGUUCAAGAAAUGGUUCCGCAUGCUGUACACCGACUGCUGGAGAUAUUUUAUUCUGUCGUUCCUCGAUGUCGAGGGGAAUUACUUUAUGGUACUGGCCUACCGAUACACGUCGUUGCUGAGCGCAGAGCUGUUUAGCUUCUGGACGAUUAUUUGCAUCGUGAUCAUUUCCUUCAUCUUCCUCGGCGUCCGCUAUCAUAUCACGCAAUAUCUCGGGAUCUUCCUCGCCUGUGGUGGGUUGGGAAUGCUCAUCGCCUCCGACUACUUGCGCGGUGCGAACUACGCGGCGGAGGACCGAGUCAAGGGGGACCUUUUCGCCCUGCUGGCAUCCACCAUUUAUGCCUUCAGCAACCUGUUUGAGGAGUUCAUGGUAUCCAAACGCCCGAUGUACGAGGUGGUCGGUCAGAUGGGCUUUUGGGGCAUGCUCAUUAAUGGCGUGCAGUGUGCCAUCUUCGACCGCACUUCCUUCCACGGAGCCACCUGGAAUGGUAAAGUGGGUGGCUAUAUUGCCGGAUACACCAUCGUCCUGUUCAUCUUCUACACCUUGGCCCCGAUCAUGUUCCGCCUUUCAUCCGCGACUUUCUUUAACAUCUCCCUUUUGACGAUGAACUUCUGGGGUCUGAUUAUCGGUCUGAAGGUUUUCCAUUACUCCGUGCAUUUCCUGUAUCCGAUUGCCUUUGUCCUCAUCAUUAUCGGCCUGUUUGUUUAUUUCAUCAAGGAGGGCCAGAUGGGUGAAUCGAACAAGCCGUGGCUGGGCAAGGACCAAGAGAAGGGCGUGGAUGGAGUGGGAACUGGACGACGAGCGCAACAAACCGGACAUGCCGUUGUAUGA